Messenger RNA from Linum trigynum, 4010 nucleotides. Lineage: Eukaryota; Viridiplantae; Streptophyta; Magnoliopsida; Malpighiales; Linaceae. The record is from the annotation of a GenBank genome assembly.
GAUGUUAGGGUUUUUGAGAUAACCUUCAUGAUGGGUAUUGGUAAACCUUAUCUCACUUUUUGUUUUCUACAAAUAAAUAAUGCCAAUUUCUUAUGGAUUCACAUCGAAGAUCAAGAAAGGGCAUGCAGAAGAUCCAAUCGAGUAAUUAACAAAUCUAAUGUAUGUAUUUUUAAAAUAAAUAAAAACAAAUCUAAUGUAUGCUACUUUGCAAGAAAGCGAUUCUAGCCUCGUGUGAACUCGAAGAUGUGUUCUUUCAAAAAUAAUUUCACUCUUUCAAAAAUAAUUUCACGCUCGAAUUUGUGGCUAAUUCUUGAUUCAUAUACUCAUCAAAAUACAAGUUUAUUUCGAAGUAUAGUGUUGAUGUGACUUGAAUCGGACUAUCAGCCGCUACGACUGGAAUAGUUUGUGUACGGGCUCAAUGUUAUUUGGGUUCGGGGUUCUAGGCCUGGUAUGUAACCGUUGCCUUUAUCAUAUUGGAUUAGGUUUUUACCCCACAUGGAGAAGUAUAAAUACUUCUCAUCUCCUCUGUAAUCUCCUCGAUACAAUGAAACUGGCUCUCCUACCCGUGGACUACCUAACACACAUUGUGUUAGUGAACCACGUAAAUCGUGUGUCGUGUGCUUUCUGUUUUCGUUUUCUUACUUUGUCGAUUUCAGCGAUUUCCCUAUCCGUAGCAGCGCGGUUAUAACAUAUAGGUUGGACUAUAUUGUAUAAGAAUGGAAGUUAAAAGUUAACUGAUAAGAUAUUUUGAAAAUAGUGAGUGAGUUUAUAGUUAUACAUGUUGUAUUUGGUCAAAUUUAGUAAUCAUUGACCAACAUAUACAAAGCUAUACUUGAAGGUUUAUGUUACUUCAUAUAGAGUAUACACCCAUUGUAUUGUGCCCUUUUUAUACAUGGGAAUACAAUGUUUAUUAUGUUUGUACAAUAUUGGUGGUUUGUACGCUCCACCUAUAAAAAUGAUUGUAUAUAUACUAUGCACUCUAAUCUAGAAUUAGCAUUUAACUAUCAAGUUAUCAAUUUUAAUUGCUCGUAUAAGCCGACUAUGAUGAUAUAUUAAAUAAUACAACUAAUACAUGCAUUAGUCAUAAUCCCUCAUUCUAACCCUAACUAUACUCGUGAACCUUAAAUAAUUUUCAUGCAAAUUCAUCCAUUUUGUUUGAAAUUGUAUUACAAUUAAUUAUUGAGAUCGUUUUACCGUGAAUCACAUUGUUCAAAUGACGACUAUUAAACAAGUGUAUAACAUGCAUUAAAAAAUGAAUGGAUUAAAACAAAAUCGAUAAUACUUAUCUUCCAUUGGUUUAUUUUGUAAAGAUACAUAUGUCUAGUGCUGAAGUGGUGGGCAAAGUUACAAGUGUCGAGUUAGGGAUGGUGAAUUCAGAUCGGACUCAAUAAUUUUGUGAGUUCAUGAUCAAUACAUCUUGCAAUGAACAGAAGAAUGAAAUGAAAGUUCAGAAGCUAUAGAUAGGCAGCUAGCUAUCUGAUCAUAGCUCAUACGUGAAUUAGGGCUGUGGAAAGGGUGAUAAUAUGAAGCAAACUUAUUGAUUGUGGUAGGAAUGUUAGGGUAAUGAUUCUGAUAUGAGAUAAAUUUUGCUACCGAUUUUAUUAGGAUGGUAAUUAUGUUACACGACUUGAUUUAUUUGGACUCAUUUUAUACUAGUAUUAUCCGUCGCACCACGUAUUCCUUUUUAUUUGAAUUAUUUUAUGAUAAGAAACAAAUGAUAAAAAAAAAAAACAAAUGAUGCAUCAAAAUUACAUGAAAUUCUUUAUGACGAGGAGGCUGAAAUCAAGAACAAGACAAGUCUGAUAUUCAUUUUUAUCAUGAAGAAUUGAUUUUAGAAAAAAAAAGUUUGAGAACCAUAAGAAAAGGUCUAAGAUAGAAUUUAUUCAUGAAAUUUCUCUCCCAAAAGUACAUAUAAUUAAUAAUAUUUUUUGUCAGCGAUACUAUUCCUAUUAUGAGAUCAUUAUUGCUGAAAUUAGUGUUCAAGUAUAUGACGUUCAAAAUAAUAAAUCUUCUAACUUAAAUUCUCAUCUAUAUUUAUAACAUAUUUCUAACACUUUCGAAUUUCGAUGCUGUUUGGUAAAAAUAACAUUGAUUAUGAACCCAAUUGAAUCACGACAACAUCAAAAAAGUGAGUUGCUUCGACAUUAUUCAUCUCUUACACAAUUGCCAUGGGAGCAUCCGCGCAUGCAUCCAGGCAUCCAGCAUUUUUUUUUUUAGACGUAAGGUUGGUCGUUUCAUUAGUACGAAACACGGUGUACAGAGUUACAAUAACAAUAACGCUGAAAAGAAGGAAAAGCCAACUGAAAAAGAGAGCUAACCGUGGGCCAACAAAGGCCCGAAGCCAAAAAGCCCGAACCCUGUCUAUCUUUCAUCUUCUCUCAUAUGAAUUUUCUCCUCUUUUUUUUUUUUUUUUUUUUUGUGUGUGUGUCUGGCUUAUGUAUACCAGCAAGUGACAAAGCAUUUAUGUGAUUGUUUGAUUGUUUACGUGCGAGACAAAAGUAACUAUUUCCCCAGCGUAAAAGAGGUAAAAAAAAGAUUUGACCCAACAGAAAAGAAGAGGUAAAAAAAUGCAGGGGCUGAAGAAGAAGAAUUGGGUUUUACUCACUCAGUACUCCACCUUCUCCAGUUCUCCUAGUGGAGUUGCUGUAACUCAUUGGCUCCACUUAUUUGUUGGUGUAGAGAGAGAGAGAGAGAGAGAGAGAGAGAGAGAUUCCCUUCAUUAUCAUCAAGUAGUCAUUUCACUUCAGUCCCAAAAGGAUUGCCCUUAUUGUGUCUGGAAGUGGCCAACUUUUGAUGAGUGAGAGGGGCAGUGCUUGCCCUUUUCCUUGCUCAAGUUUCUUUCUUUCCAAUGGAACUGCAACCCCAGCAAGCAAAUUGCAAUGAGAUAUCCCAUCCUUCAAUUUUACUUGUGGGUGAUCCAUCAUGUCUCAUCUUGACACUUCACCACCAGAUAUGGGUCUUCCCCCACUCACCACUUCCCUCAAAACUUAAAAGAUAAGCUUUAGGUUUCAGAGACAAAAAUAAAUUUGGACCUGUACAGGUUUCAGAGACAAAAAUAAAUUUGGCCCAUACAGGUCUCGAACCUGUGACCUUCGCGUUAUUAGCACGACGCUCUAACCAGCUGAGCUAAUAGGCCUUGAUGUCAAUAUUGAGUGAAAAACCCAUUAUAUAAUAUAGUUAGACUACAGUCUACAGUACAAUCCUAUUGAUUCAAUCGUGUAUUUGUUUGUCAACCCAAUUGCCACACGCUCAGUCUGAUUGAGUGGUUAUAUAAAGGCUGGUUGGCGGGGAGGCAAGCCUAGAAGCACGCACAUAAAACUAAAAAAGAUAAAGCUAUUUGGGGAAUGUGGGUUUCUUUCUCUGCGAGAGAGGAGGGCCGCAACAUCAUGAGAAAUCAUCAUCAUCAAGAACCUCGAUCAAGCUCUUCAUGCGCAGCUUGCAAGUUCCUCAAGCGACGCUGCACUUCCAACUGCAUCUUCGCUCCGCAUUUCCGAUCCGACGAGCCCAAGAAAUUCGCCAAGGUCCACAAGGUCUUCGGCGCCAGCAACGUGAGCAAGAUCCUGACUGAGGUCCCAGAAGAGCAGCGGGAAGACACGGUGAAUUCCUUGGCCUAUGAGGCCGAGGCCAGGCUCAGAGACCCUGUCUAUGGCUGCAUUGGCGCCAUAGCCCUGCUGCAGAGGAGAAUGGUUGAGCUCCAAGUCGAUCUUGCCCUUGCCAGGGCUCGUCUGGCUCGGUGUACAGCUUCUGUUACUUCUUCUCUGCCUAACUCUGCCUCAGCUUCCAUAGCCGGAAUGGAAAAUUUCGGUGAAUGUGAAUUCCCGGUGUCCUGCGGUGGAUUGAUUGAUGGGUUUGGCAGUAAUGAUAAUAACCAGUCGGAGUGGAGCCAAGAUGGACCCGCCGGCAGCGAUUUCGGGCAAUUCCCAUAUAUGUUCUGAUGUCGUCUUCUGCAGUACUGUUUAUCUCCUUUUUGUAUAAUCCUUGAAGUGUGGAAAUGAAAAUGCAGGGGACUC